This is a messenger RNA of Dibothriocephalus latus, 366 nucleotides long. The record is from the annotation of a GenBank genome assembly. Lineage: Eukaryota; Metazoa; Platyhelminthes; Cestoda; Diphyllobothriidea; Diphyllobothriidae.
GAGAGGAAGAUCUUGCAGCAUAGAGACAAACUGCGCCUGUUGGCUGACGAAUUUCGCGAGACUCUCGCUCCCUUAUCACCAGUUGAAUUUGUCACGCUGGCUGAUAAAAUUGCCAGCCUACGUAAGACACUUUCCCCGGCCUGGGAACGUCUCAACUGGAACAGUCUGGUCAUCGAUGAUUUCCUCGCCAAGGGUAACGCAGCACUGAGCAAGUUCCGUACCCUACUCGACGGAAUCCACAAGGCAUCAGAGAACAUUGAGGACAUUUUGCACACCUUCUCUAAUGCCGUUCUUUUCAACAUGCCACAAAGCGUUCAGCCCUGCAGCUCAUCGAAACCGAUCUCCCUUCCGGCCUGCAAGGUUUGA